GGGCGAACACUGGUACGGUGGAAGUUAUAGCAAAAACCCGUUUAGGCAUUUACCGCCUGCCUUGUCACUUUCGCGGCUGGAGAACAGGCUCGCGUGGUCCCGGGCUCGAAACCCUGAGAUAAAGCCACAUAUGACACAGACGCAUGGGGCCAGUGUGAUGUGCGGAGCGCAUCAAGGGGGCCGGGAGGAGCGACUCCAAUCACCAGCGCUGUUCCUGGCUGAGUUUCCCUGGCUGACGUCAGCUGACUGCCUCGGCUCCCCGCUCCUCCGGACACGGCGCCGUGUAAAAAUGCUGCUCUCGGUGCCGCCAAGGACAGGAAUCAACCCGUACAACGGCUACGCCGGCAAAAACAGCAAGAAGCAGACGUAUGUGUCCCCCUCCAACCAUCAGAUGGCUCCACCAAGCCCUAACAACAACAACAGCAACAGCAACACCACCACUACCAUCAGCAAUGGCAGUGGUGGCAGCAGCAGCAGUGGGGGAGAGCAGCUGAGCAAAACCAACCUGUACAUCCGUGGCCUCCACCCGGGAACCACAGACCAGGAUCUGGUCAAACUCUGUCAGCCGUAUGGGAAAAUCGUAUCCACCAAGGCCAUCCUGGACAAGACUACUAACAAGUGCAAAGGCUAUGGCUUUGUUGACUUUGACAGUCCAGCUUCAGCUCAGAAGGCAGUGACAGCGCUGAAGGCGGGUGGAGUGCAGGCUCAGAUGGCCAAGGUAAGAAUACAACAGGAGCAGGACCCCACCAACCUAUACAUCUCCAACCUGCCACUGUCCAUGGACGAGCAGGAGCUGGAGAACAUGCUGAAGCCAUUCAGCCAGGCUAUUUCCACACGCAUCCUCCGUGAUGCCAACGGAACCAGCCGAGGAGUAGGCUUUGCCAGGAUGGAGUCAACAGAGAAAUGCGAGGCCAUCAUCCAGCAUUUCAAUGGAAAAUAUAUCAAGACUCCACCUGGAGUUCCAGUGCCGUCAGAACCCUUGUUGUGCAAAUUUGCUGAUGGAGGCCAGAAGAAGCGCCAGAGCCAGGGAAAAUAUCUGCAGAACGGCCGGCCCUGGACGAGAGAUGGGGAGAAUGGAGGAAUGACCCUUACCUAUGACCCCAGCACAGCCUUACAGAAUGGGUUCUACUCCUCUCCGUACAGCAUUGCGCCCAACCGGAUGAUUGGACCGACCUCCCUCUCGCCAUACAUGCAUUCACCGGUGUCCACUUACCAGGUACACAACCCAUCCUGGAUACAUCACCAGUCGUACAUCAUGCCACCCACAGGAGCAGUCCUGACACCAGGAAUGGACCACACCAUGUCCAUCCAGCCGACCUCGAUGAUAGGGCCACUGACACAGCAGCUCAGCCACCUCUCCAUGGGCAGCAGUGGCACGUAUAUGCCUGCAAACACAUCUAUGCAGGGGACCUACAUCCCCCAGUACACCCAAGUGCCUGCCACCAACAUCUCAGUUGAGGAAAGUACCGUCCAACAACCUGUUGCCAUAGAGACACCAACAGAACACACAACCUACUCCUACCAGCAUAACAAGUGAAGAGAUCUUCCUCUGGAACCGCAGUGACUCUCAAGGGGCCCAAGUGCUGAAAUUCGGCACAGUGACUCUGCACGUAAGGCACCAGACACUCGGGAGGAACGUGGACUGUUACACAGAAAUGACAAAAAAAAAAAAAAAAAAAGAAAAGAAAAAAAAUUUCUACAAACUCAUAUUUUAAAACAAACUCUUUCACUCCAAACAAGCAAGGCUGGAGGAAAGCAGGCAAUGGGAAAUGGAAGAACAGAACAAGGAGCGUCUAUUUUGAUAACAGUCAAGAAAAAAAGUCACACACAGACACACAUUACGCAUGUUUAAAAGAUUUAUUUGAACAUUAUUCUUAUUUUUUUCUAAUACUACUCUGGGGAGCUAGAAUGAAACCAGGAGAAGAACAUUUCAACACCAUGAUUUAUUUUGAGUCAUAUUUUGCUUUGACCUUUUGUAAGAUGUGCUGAUUUUACUUCUUUUUCUUUUUUGGUCUGAUACUAUAAGGCUUUGAACCUGCCUUUUUGUACAUAAUUCUUUGUUUUGGUGUGUUCCUAGCUUCAUGUGGCCUAGUUUGAUUGAUUUGUGCAAAUGUUUGACAACAGAAGGCUCAAAAAAAAAACAAAAAAAAAAACUGAAGUCAUUCAAAAAGCUGAUGACUCAUAUUUUAGACAGAUAUGGUGCUGACUUGGAUUAGCUUCUCUUGAAGUGGCGGCGAGUUUUUCGGGUAUGAAACCUUACCUGAAGUGGUCUCACUUCUCUUUGGCACUUGACUCUCAAAUUAUUUAUGGUUCCAACAAUCUCGACAAAGCUUCAGACAAUCAGAAGAUUAAAAAGAAGAGAAAGUUUAGAGACGGCGGUCAUUAAUGACAGAUUUCACAAAGAAGACUUUUUUAAGAGAGCUUAAUAGAUUUAAAGCAUUCCAGAGAUUAUCAAAAAGUUCUAAAUAUUGAUUGACUUUGAGCUGCUCCACUUGACGAAAUCCAAAGUUGACAGGGAUCACAUCUCAUGCAGAGCUGCCUGUAAAUAAGAGAUUUAAAUUUAUUUAGGCUUUCUUUUGACUUUCUUUUAUCAAUGUAGUAAUGGUUCGGUUAUUUUAAUAACAACAUUGUACCAACUUGUCUGAACAAAGCAAUUUAUGCGUUGCUGUGUUUUCUGUUUUCCCCUCAUGUCCCUUUUAUAAAAGGGGAAGCUGAAUCUCCACUAAAUCCCAAAAAAUGUAUUUUCUGAAGCAAGACUUAGAUGUUGUUAUUAGAGUAAGAAGUUCUUAUUACAUAGACAUGGAAAGCGACUGAUAAAGCGUGGCUCUGCCCUGUUAUAUCUUCAGAAAACACUAUCUAGGUGGCUGAUUAUGGCCAGUAGAGAGAUGAUUUAAGACUGGCCAUUGCUGUGUGUUUGCAUCUGCUUCUGCAUUUCUGUUUUUCACCCUCAUGGUUUUUUUUUGUUUUGUUUUUUGUUUUUUUUACAUUUCUUAUUUAAAGGUUUCUCACAUUUUUUUAAAAAUUCAGUUUUAUUACUUUUAAGAUUGAUCCUGUUUUUCAAAGAAGUUUUGAUUUUAUUUUUGAUAGAGUGUUGAGUGUUUCAAAUAGUGAGAAAUAGUUGUUUUCCACUUUUUUUUUAAAAGAGUGAUUUGUUUGUAUGUUUGCAUACUUCUCUUGUUCUGGUUUCAGUGUUGAUGUCAAAGAGGCUUUAAUGGUUUUUUCGUUUUUUUUUUUUUUUUAAGACAUUUCAGUUCUGUCUGUGUCACAAAUGUUGGCACUUUAUGAAACAUGACUCCUGAUCAUGGAUGAAUUAUGUAUGCUAGGUUCAGAUACAUUGUUACAGAGUUGUACCCCAAGCAGUUGGGAACAAUGUAAGAGAAAUAUAUGUUCAAAACCUUGACUUACCUCAUCCUGCCAGAGCAAUGUAGAUUCAGUUUGUGUACAAGGUUCACAGGCAAUAACCAACUACAGUAGGUCUCAUGGCUGCUCACAGCUGGUACUGUGUCCACAUCCUUUAACUCUUCCGUCCAAUGCCCGGAAAACAUGCCCAAGGUCUGAUGAUCUAUGCAAUUAAUUUAUUAUCCUUAUAAAUGCAAUACUACCGAUAUCCAAGAGACACCUCACAUUAUGACAAUGGAUCACCUCACAAGAUGACUUCACAUUCUGGCUAACGUGGAUUUUAUCUUUCACUAUACAUACAUUGAGAUUUUUUUUUUCUGACUGACACAUUCAUCUUUGGUUCAUUAAUUGUCAGUAAAAUUGCUGCAUUAAAAGGGAAGUAUUUCAUACCAAAAUGUGGUUAAUAUGACUGUAGGAAAUGUAGGAACUAUAAAAAAAAAAAAAAAAAACCAAUAUGGCAAGUGUGCUUUAUGUGUAUGAAGGUGGGUGUUGCCCGCUUGUCUACCCAAUUUUUUUUUUUUUUUGGAAUAUGGACACUAUAGGGUUGUGUUAGCCAUAAUUCACUGUUCCAUCCAAUUGCAAUUUAUAUGUUCUGAUUACAUUUUGUGUUUCCUGUCUAGUCCUGUUUGUUAACUUGCUUUCUUCUUUCUCUAAAUUACUGAAACUGCUCUCUUCUCUUAAACCAUGAAACAGUUCAUUUCCAGGAGAAAAUUAAUCUUCACAGAAAUGCCUUAGAUUUCACUGGAAGGGAUUAGUGAAGUGCUACUCCGAUUUGGUGGGCUUGACCUCUGACUGGAAUUUUUUUUCGUGCACUGCUAACGUUGAAAAGAUUUUUGUAAUGUCAGAACUACUCUGAACAUAGAUCUAUGAAGCAAAGAAAUAUUUACAACUUUUAAUUACUAUUUUGUAUUCCUUUGUCAUUCCAUUAUCUUUAUCCAAAAUACUGAAGAGAAACUAAGUGGUGGCUUACUGAGUCUAAAGAACUAUUGCUGCUAAGUUUGGAUUGCUAAGAAUUUAGAAAGCUUUUAGCUGAAGGUCAUUCAAUAUUUCGAGUCACAUAUGGGACCAGUUUGUAACUUAUGUUCAACGUUGUCCAUGCAGUCUUUUUUUUGUGCAUCAAACAACUUCUCCUCAGUAAAUGUUUGUCUGUCUGUGCCAUGAUGCAGGUCCUUUGUCUCCGUCAUAGAAAAAAAAACCCUACAGCUAUUAAACUUUUAACUUGGUU
Molecule: messenger RNA, 4624 nt
Organism: Xiphias gladius (swordfish)
Lineage: Eukaryota; Metazoa; Chordata; Actinopteri; Istiophoriformes; Xiphiidae
Product: RNA-binding motif, single-stranded-interacting protein 2-like
Exons: 14
Coding region: 131-1537 (468 amino acids)
Cellular component (GO): ribonucleoprotein complex; nucleus; cytosol
Molecular function (GO): mRNA 3'-UTR binding; poly(U) RNA binding; poly(A) binding
Source: RefSeq, a predicted model, not a curated record